This is a messenger RNA of Priapulus caudatus, 1314 nucleotides long. Its product is annotated as TATA-binding protein-associated factor 2N-like. Bases 101 to 793 code for a protein of 230 amino acids. NCBI's taxonomy places the organism in Eukaryota, Metazoa, Priapulida, Priapulimorpha, Priapulimorphida, Priapulidae. The transcript is spliced from 4 exons. The record is from RefSeq and is a predicted model, not a curated record.
GUAUAAAACCUGAUCGAUGUGAAAGUGCUCACAGUACUGGUCCGAGCUCCUAGCCUGUGCGCACUUUGUGAGGAUACGAAAGGAUUACUAACAAAGGACAAUGAAUAUCAUCAUUACUAUAGCGGCGGCUAUAUGCCUGGCUGCUUACGUACAAGCUUCAGCGCCUUCCUACUACUCUCCUGGCUACUACCCAAACCUGGGAAACGCUCACUCGAACACCUACGGUAACAAAGGAUACGGAGACAAUUACGGAAAGCAUUACGGUGGCGCGUACAAGAAGGGAUACGACAAGUACGGAAAACUGUACGGCCAUGAUGGAUACCAGCAGAACAACCACUACAAGAGCAACUUCGGAUACAUAAACAAGGGACUGUACGAUAACCACAACUACAUUAACAACAAGAAAGUCUACAACAAGGGCAAACGCUACGGCUACAAGGACGGAUUCUCCUAUUACAAGCCGCACGCCACGUACGCUUACGGAAACUACAACCCCUACUACCCUACUCUCGGAGGAGGAGGCCAUGGAGGCGGUGGAUACGGAGGAGGAGGCCAUGGAGGCGGUGGAUACGGAGGAGGACAUGGAGGCGGUGGAUACGGAGGUGGUGGUUACGGAGGCGGCGGAUACGGAGGCGGUGGAUACGGAGGCGGUGGUUACGGAGGCGGUGGUUACGGAGGCGGUGGUUACGGAGGCGGUGGUUACGGAGGCGGCGGAUACGGAGGAGGAGGAUAUGGGGGAGGAGGAUAUGGGGGAGGAGGAUACGGAGGAGGAGGACGAGGAGGCGGAUAUUGAAGAGGAGGAUAUGGGCAUUAGCCUUACGCAUGUCUAUAAGGCGCACGUGUGAUAUUCAGCCUUCGUUCUCUCGCUGGGAUAAUCAUCUUCAGCAUAAACCUUUGUCGUCGAAUUUUGCCCUAGGAGUAGGAGACACACGUGGAUGUAGGGGGCUGGCGGCUUAAUCGCCAACGCUUGCCCUGCUGUACUAAAACUACUGUCUGUCGUGUCAGAGCGCUAGCUAGCUUUAAACGCUUCCUCAUACCGCAUUGCAGAGGGUCCCUGUACGCUAAUCAUAACGAUGUUCAUUAAUAUUUAUCUACUUUUCAUUACCAUAACAUAGACAUACUUCUUGUUAUUAUUAACAUUUGUUGUUGAAGGCACACUUAACCUCCGUACGACAUUGAGUAAUAUCUAUGGGCCUGUCUUGCGCUCAAUAUUCCACUUUAUCUCAUUUUCUGAUAGCGAUGAAUGGAAACAGGUUGACUGUUGCAUUGUUUGUAUAUAAUUCUUGUUAAAAUAUACAUUGUUAUUUAAAAAUA